Messenger RNA from Myripristis murdjan (pinecone soldierfish), 3187 nucleotides. RefSeq names its product bladder cancer associated protein (gene blcap). The record is from RefSeq and is a predicted model, not a curated record. The transcript is spliced from 2 exons. NCBI's taxonomy places the organism in Eukaryota, Metazoa, Chordata, Actinopteri, Holocentriformes, Holocentridae. The coding region runs from base 469 to 732 and encodes 87 amino acids.
CCUCUCCGGGCAGCUUCACAGUCCUUCAAACGUUGCACCAGGGGUCCUUUGAACAAAACUGGUGCUAGCUAGCAGCUAGUAGCUACGCAGUCGUCUGGGACACAGCAAUGGAGUUGGUCAGUGCUCUCUGCUAAGAAUGAGACCGAAAGAUGUCAGGCCUGACCUGACAGCAACAAGAACAACACCCAGCUGCUUUGACCUGCUCCUGCAUCAUCACAGCUCUGUGGGAUAAGAGCUCUCUCCCCAAUUUGAUUACAUCCUAAUAAGGGCUGUGCCCCUCCCCUCCCCAAGCCCACCUUUCAACCAGCCCUGAACUAAUACCCACCCACCCCCACCCCCUCACACACACACAAAGCCAUCCUCACGGACACACACACCCUCAGCCGAGGAUCCUCCAGACCAGCCAACCCCUCUCACUUCACACCCCUCAAGCCAGACAGCCCUUACCAUUCAACUAAAGAAGAGACAAUGUACUGCCUACAGUGGCUGCUUCCAGUGCUGCUCAUCCCCAAGCCGCUGAACCCAGCGCUGUGGUUCAACCACUCCAUGUUCAUGGGCUUCUACCUGCUCAGCUUCCUGCUGGAGAGGAAGCCCUGCACCAUCUGUGCCUUGGUCUUCCUGGCCGCCCUGUUCCUCAUCUGCUACAGCUGCUGGGGCAACUGCUUCCUCUACCACUGCCAGGACGCCGCGCUGCCUGACGCCGCUCACGACCCAGCAAUUGUCGGGACCUAGGGGGGAGAGAGAUCGGUUGGGAGGGGGGAGGGGGGUACAACUAGCUAAAGCCUGAGCUGGAUUGGAGUAAGGGUAAGGAGGCAUUGUUGGGGAAUUAUUGAGGGGUAGUGCCAUGCUGUAGGAGGGAACGGAUGGGGCAUUUGGGCUGAGGAGGAGCAGAGAGAUGUGAGAAGGCGGUGUUGCAGGACUGCUGGAGGGGAAUACCGCCAUGCUGUAAGAGUUUGGGCUGGACCUGAAGCGGGAUGCAGAAGGAGAAGAGCCAGUUUUGGAGGAUCAUUGAGGGAGUAUUCUGCUAUGCUGUAAAACUGGAUUGGAGGUGGUAGGCAGAGAGGAGCUGAUUAGGAAGCAGUGGUUUGCAGUGAUACUGUGGGUACUUAAAGUAACAGACCUGGGAGGUGUUAGGUUAACCGUCUCAUCUGUUAGAGCAACUUGCUAAAUGGCUUACGCUUCCCUGGUGCUGCGCAUGACCUCGCCUCUCACAGGGUCGUAGAUGUGGAGGACCAGAGAGGAGGCACGGGGGAGAGAGUGUGACCGAGGCUGUUUUUGGAGGACUAAGCUGUUGCUGAGUGUGGUUUGUUCGGUGGAGGAAUGGGAGGUUUUGGAAAAUGCCUCUCACCUUUACCCCCACAGAAGUAGCAGGGGUGACUGCAGCGACGAUGGAUGUCCUCCCAUUGCAUCCCCUUUGCUUUCGAAAGGAGCUCACAGAAGUCUGAAGUGAAGAGGAAGAGAGCGAAAUAUUACAGGGGAGGAAAGCAAUGGAGGCUGGAGGAGUGCCUACCUUGUAACGAGAGGAAAGCUGCUGCUCCCACAGAAAAGGGCAAGCAGGAGGAAAUGAUGAUGGAGGAAGAAUCUCCCUUACAGAACUUUUAUUUCAGCGAUUAGAAAAUGGAGUGAAAACAACACAGAACCGACAUGACGUGUUAAGUCAACCUGUUGGCGAAAGCGACCACCAUGUUUCAGUAUUUUGGUCCCGUGUUAGCCCAGCCAUGUGUUUACUUCUCUAGCAUUUGACUCCUUUGCCGUCUGUGUGGAGAGACUUUGCCCCCAGCCCAGCACUCUAAAAGAGAGAUUUACCCAGGUCACCCCCCCCCCCCCCCCCCCCCCCCCCCCCCCCCCCCCCCAAAAUGUGCUGGGUUGCAUUACUUUUGAAUGAAGGCACCUCCCCCACCCCGCCCCAACAUUCAGCCGACUCCAUCAGAGCCACAGACGUUACAGGUUACAUUUGCAGCCAUGUUGGUGCCUCGGUCAUGCUCCCUGGCAGUUAAGAAGCUCUGCUCUGCAUGCCAGCUGGUUGAAGAGUGUCAGGCGUCUUGUCGUGGUGACGUUGAUGGUACACUUUGUUCCAUGGUCACUGCAAACACCUUCUUAGCUCGAGAGAAAGACACAUGGCGCCCAUUGUCCAACCUGACCAAAAUCUGUCUGCACAGUGGCUCUGCACAUACAGUAUUACCCACAAGGACAGCACACUGACACUGGACAAUCAAUAAUUAUGCUGUGAAUAAUUCCCUGUUGCCGCAUUGCCAACACACACUUAAGAGGGUGUUAUAAUGCUGAGAACAAACUCCCUCCUAUAAUGGUCAUUGAUGAUUAUUACCCACUUUGCUCUGCAACUGCCCUUCUCAUCCUCCCGCUCUCUUUCUCAUCUCUUCCUCAUGUUUUGGAGUGAAUGUCACCUACCACUGGACUCAAUUGGAUGUCUUUUUUUUUUUUUUUUUUUUUUUCUUGUGCAUGGGUUGCCUUUAGAAAUUCUUUUCAUAUGUCACGUUCAUACACAUGUGUUUUAAUUAAUUAAAACAAAAUGCUGAAAGUUUCCAAAGGGUAGAAAAAUCUGAAUGUGUGGGUGCGUCUGGAUGUGUGAGAGAAGGUUCAUGUACGUGUGAUAGGUGUGACUUUGUAUUUUGUGUGACGACAUGCUGAUCAGUGUAAAACGUGGUGAUACACAAGGUUAAUGUAGGUGGUGUUCACAGCAACAAUGAACAAUGAAUCUGUGUGAGCGUUCCUGGCAACAAGAGGAGGAGUCCGUGCAACAGCGCUCAGACUGGAGUGGGGAAUGUUGACUAUCAUCAUCGUCCUAAGAUUUUACUUGUGCAUCAACUGCUUCAAAGGCUGUGAUAGAUGAGGCAGUUUGUGGAGAGGUGCAGAUGGGAGUUGUUCCCGACAGGAAGCAAUAUGAAAUGCCAGGGCAGAUUCCAUACAAAACAAGUCCCUGACAAUAAGAACUGGAUUUGAUUUCAAAAGUAUGGUUUCCCUGUGUAUCACUGCCUUAAGUGUUACAUUUAGCUGUCAGACACAGGCUAAGAUGUUUCUACUGUAUACCUGUUGGUGUGUGUGUGUGUGUGUGUGUGUGUGUGCACGAGUGUGAAUGUGUGUAGCCUGUCGCAGUGCUGAACUUGUUCUGCUACAUGAUUGCUUUGGUUUUAAUUUAAAUAAAGUUUCUUCCUCUAAACAUGUUGAA